Molecule: messenger RNA, 1307 nt
Organism: Trematomus bernacchii (emerald rockcod)
Lineage: Eukaryota; Metazoa; Chordata; Actinopteri; Perciformes; Nototheniidae
Gene: ntpcr
Product: nucleoside-triphosphatase, cancer-related
Exons: 5
Coding region: 55-642 (195 amino acids)
Molecular function (GO): ATP hydrolysis activity
Source: RefSeq, a predicted model, not a curated record
CAAUAAGCUGUGUACGGAAGUGCUGCAGCAGCAUGUUGAACGGUGUAAACUGAAAUGUUCAAACACGUUUUCCUGACAGGACCUCCAGGUGUGGGUAAAACCACUGUGGUGCAGAAAGCCUGUGAGGCUCUAAUGUCAUCAGGAGUGGGAGUGGAAGGGUUUUACACAGAGGAGGUCAGGGAGGGGGGCCGGAGGGUCGGCUUUGAUGUGGUCACAGUGACAGGAGAGAGGGGCCAGCUGUCCAGAAUCAGAGACCUCGCUGGUUCUUCUCAUGGCAGACGGGAACACACAGUUGGGCAGUAUGUGGUUGACUUGCCUUCAUUUGAAAACGUGGCUCUCCCCCUCUUCAGAAAUGUAGGCUCAGCAGAGGGGGGCAGCAGGAAGGUGUUCGUCAUUGAUGAGAUCGGCAAAAUGGAGAUCUUCAGCAAGCCGUUCAUCAGGGCAGUGAGACAAACUUUAGACAGCUCCUCCUGCACCGUCCUGGGCACCAUCCCCAUCCCCAAGGGCAAACCGCUGGGUCUGGUGGAAGAGGUGCGCAGCAGGAGAGAUGUCAAGAUCUUCACUGUGUCUAAAGAAAACAGAAACACCAUUCUACAAGACAUUUUAUCAACGGUGCAAACUUGCCUGCAACCUUCAACCUAAUAUGGAGAUUCAGAACCACUAUAAAGGAAAGAUGCUCCACUUGUGCAUUUAUUUUGUGCUGACAGCAACUUUUAUUAGUGCAUGCAUGUUGAGCACACACAUCCAGACAGUUGAGUGAAUCUACGCACGCUUCAUAACCGGGUUUUGACCUAACCGGAGGGCACACGGAGCUGCAGCAGGAGUUAGUGUGUCACAUGCAUGUAUUUAUGUACACAAUUCAUUUUCUUCAUGCUCCUACAGCCUCAAAAUGGAUUGCACGCUCAAUAAUUGAUCGUGAGAUGGAACCAGGAUGGAACACAGCGGGGGAAUUGUUCAGAUAGUGUGUAAAUAUCCCAAAGACUGCUAGUCCUCAAAACAGCUCGGUUUGAUUUUGAAUUCAGCUCUGGGUGUUAUCGAGAUUACCGCAGGCAUUUCUCAUUUAUUAGAUUGUAAUAUUAAUUUGCCCACAAGGACAAGUUGUGAAUUUAAUUGUUUUACAUGAAAAGAAUAUAUUUAUUCAGCUCUUUGCUAUGUGAGCCCCACCUUGUGUUUGUCUGGUCCACCUGAGGAUGCACUCAUUGAAAAUCAAUUAAUAUUUAACGGUGCAACUAUGUCCAAUCCUUUCAUAGUUUAAUCAUCCAGCAUGAAGAAAAACUAUUGAAAAAUAAACAGAUGUUUUCCUUCAA